UUUUUUCGAAAAAAACAAAAAACAACAAACUAAAAUCAAUUGUGGAACAAAAAAUCUAAAAAGGAUACAAGCAUUCGGAUACCAUUUUAAAUGUCAUAUCAGAGUUAUUUGUUAUGGCAACGAAUUUAAUAACAAAAGCGUCGCGAAACAUAACUAAUUAUGAUAAGACGAAUAUAAAUACAUCGACUUCUGUGAUUUUUAAAGUAGAAGGCUGUCUUGUCGUUACUGUUAAUAUGACACUUAUAUUCAUGAUUUUACAUGUUAAAAAGUUACGGAAGAAAUUUAAUAAUAUAUUUUUAGUAAAUCUUUUAUUAUGUCAUGCAGUUGUUGGCGUUAUAGCUAUCUGUUUGUUUGAAGAUGAUCUGGUCAAAACUGUUCUAAACGUGCAGCAUUUGUCAGCAGUGGUGACAAUGCUAAGCUGUUUGAGUAACGUACCAGUAACUGCCGAUCGAUUUGUAGCAACUAAUUGGCCUUACUUUUAUCCAAAACUCACUAGAAGAAAAUCCAUCUUUUUUUGCGUGUUAACUUGGAUUUUAACAGUAAUUCUGACAGCUAUUACCCUCCAGAAAGGCCUUCAAAAAAAGGUUUUGGACAUAGUAACCGUUAGCUUUAUUGCUGUUAUGGUAAUUAUCCUGAUUCUUGCAAAUGCAUUCAUAUACAACGUUGUCCAUAAGCAGAUUGUGGAAAUAAAGAAAACUUGCGUUAAGAAUAAUACAUACAUGAGAGAGGAUAGCAAAGGUGUUAUAGACACACAACAUGGAUUGGAUAGUAAUGAUGAGCACAAUAGAAAAGAUUACCAGCAAAACUCCAACACAGCACGCUUACAGGCUAAGCAAGUACGAGCCGCACAAAUCUGCGCCGGCGUUGUCACCUCCUAUUGCAUUCUGUGGUUACCUCUUAUGAUACACGACUUCCUGAAAAUGUUUCGAAUCGGUUCCAGUUUUGUUUAUCCUGGUAGCAUCUAUCCCACAAUAGCAUUGUUUCUGUCUCUUUCAAAUUCCUUAGUCGAUCCUAUUAUUUACAUUUUGUUGAAUAGAGAAUUAAAAACAGAAUGGAAAAAACGAUUUGUGAAUUGGAAAAGGAGAAGAUUGUCAUCAAGGACUUACAAUUCAAAACAAUAGUACUCCAGUUGUAGAAAAAAUCGCAAAAUUCUAUGCUUGCGUCCAAAAAGUCCAGAAAAAAACCUUAGCACAAAAGAACAUUAAAAUUAAAUAUCAUUGCUAUUAUCGUAUGUACAUCAAAUUUGAACUAUACUUCGAUAGAUUUUAAAUGCCGAAUUGCAGGUGCAACAAUGCGGUAUCACCAGUGAAUAUAUUAUUUGACUGCAUAGUUGUAUGAAAGAAAACAAAAAAUCUUAUGUAUAUGAAUAAAUGUUUACCAUUUGGUAUUGGAAGUGACAUCUAUCAGAGAGAGUAGAAAAUUCAAACCUGGGCAGGAUUUGAACCAACAACUAUUGAGUUAGCUUCCCACUGCUCUGCUAACUGAGCUUUGUUAGUGAAAUAGCUUUGCAAUUGUUUUUUUUACUACAUAAUUGAGACCCGUUGCUGGUUAAAGCCCACUAAGACAAGCCUAUACUUCCACCAAUCAAGGCCACCUACCAAUUCGUGUGUUUCUUACUUACUUGAGCCCAUAUUUACCUAUCUAAAAUAGUGCAUUAAUUCAAGUUUUGAAAUUCACUAACGAAUAUGUACCAAGGGACGCACUUUAACGUAAAUUAUGUCGUACGAAAUAAAAACA
Messenger RNA from Hydractinia symbiolongicarpus, 1737 nucleotides. Its product is annotated as alpha-1A adrenergic receptor-like. Gene Ontology annotation, cellular component: membrane. Gene Ontology annotation, molecular function: G protein-coupled receptor activity. The coding region runs from base 114 to 1121 and encodes 335 amino acids. The record is from RefSeq and is a predicted model, not a curated record. Gene Ontology annotation, biological process: G protein-coupled receptor signaling pathway. The transcript has a single exon. Lineage: Eukaryota; Metazoa; Cnidaria; Hydrozoa; Anthoathecata; Hydractiniidae.